AUGGCGCCAGAAGCCAAGGUUCCCAUGAAACGAAAAAGAGUUAAAGACGAUGCGGAAGAAUCAAAGUUUCCCAGAGGAGGUGCCAGUAUAUUGACCCCUCUGGAAUACAAGCAAAUUCAGAUACAAGCAACCAAAGACGCUCUCUUUGAGCAACAAGAAACCACCUCAAGAGCUCAAGCAGAAUGUGAAGGCACAAAUACCAAACGCAGGAAAAGUGACGGUAAGACUAAAAGCAACGCAAAGAAAUCUCUGCCAACAGAAGCGGAAAAAAGCCACCUCAAGAUCGAAGGUUUGAAUUUCAAGCGCCUAGUAGCAGGUUCUUUAGUCUUCGGCCAGGUGCAUGAAAUCAACGAACACGAUAUUGCUCUAUCAUUACCAAACAAUCUGACCGGCUAUGUUCCCAUAACUUCAAUCUCAAAUCAAUUUACUCAAAGAGUCGAGUGUGCUGCUUUUCUUUCAGAAGAGGAAAACGUUGAUGAAAAACAAAUCGAUGAUAUUUCUCUAAAUAAAAUAUUCAAGAUUGGACAGUAUCUAAGAGCCUACGUCGUAUCCACCCAUGAGGAUGCUCGUCCCAACGCAACCAGUAAGCCUAAAAGACGGAUAGAGCUUUCGCUUCUUCCCCAGCUCACUAACAAUCUUGUUGCACAUGAUAUCUUGGUACACAGUUCCAUCAUGGCCUCAGUAAUUAGUGUUGAGGACCACGGUGUCAUAAUGGACCUUGGGCUAGAGGAUAAAUUUAUAAAGGGCUUUAUUUCAUCUAAUGAGUUAGAUUACGGUUCAGAUCCUUCAAAUAUUCAAGAGGGAGCCGUCUAUCUUUGUUUUGUGACUGGUCUAAGUUCUAACGGUAAAGUAAUCAAGCUAAGUGCGGAUUCAAAAAAAAUGGGAAAUCUAAAAAAAUCAAACUUCCUAACAGAGGUAUCGAAUAUACAAGCUCUUCGUCCAGGAACUGCAGUCGAGAUCUUAGUUACUGACAUAACCGCCUGGGGGAUAGCUGGAAAGUUCAUGGGUAUGGUUGAUGCGACUGCUGAUCUCAUGCAUUCAGGAGCCGGAAGCAGUUCAAAAGUUUUGGAAAAAAAAUAUAAGAUUGGUUCGAAAGUUAAGGGUAGGCUUAUAUACACAAUUCCAAACGCCGAAACAUUGAAGUUGGGUAUAUCAUUUUUGGAUCACAUCAUAUCUCUAACACCAAAAUUUUCCUCAAAAAGCACUGGAAACCAAGAUCCAAUCAAAAUUUUGCCAUUAUCAACGAUCCUCGAGAAAGUCACCGUGAAAAAGGUUGAGACAAAUGUAGGCCUGCUGCUCGAUGUUGGCGUCGAGGGUUUCCUCGGGUUCGCUCAUAUCUCUCGUAUCAGCGACAGCAAAAUUGAGACGCUAUCCGAAGCAACAGGGAUAUAUAAAUUAGAAUCCACUCAUCGAGGAAGAAUAAUUGGAUACAGCCCAAUGGACGGAAUUUACAUUGUGACGUUACAGCCUAGCGUAAUUGAACAACCCUUUUUACGACUCGAUGAUUUAGUAGUUGGUAGUAUCAUCAAAGGGAAAAUUGAAAAAUUGAUUAUAAAAGAAGAAGGUGUCGUCGGGCUGCUAGUGAAGCUUGCCGAAGGGGUUGUUGGGCUUGUCCCUCAGGCUCACAUGUCAGACAUCAAACUACAACACCCAGAAAAGAAAUUUAAGGAAGGGCAGACCGUGAAUAUCCAGGUUUUAUCAACAGACUCCAGGAAAAAGCAGAUUCGGUUAACAAUGAAGAAAAGUCUAAUCAAUUCAGACGCUCCUCAGUUCCUAGAUUACAGAGAGAUUCAACCCGGGAUGCAAAGUCCUGGUACAAUUAUCAACAUCUUACCCAGCGGCGCUGUAGUUCAGUUCUACGGAAAUAUUCGAGGAUUUCUUCCUGUAGCAGAGAUGAGCGAAACUUAUAUUCAAGAUCCUAGCAUGUACUUCCAGGUCGGGCAGGUUGUUAAUGUGCACGUCUUAAAUAUUAAUCCCGACGAAGAAAAAAUGACAAUAUCGUGUAAAGAUCCCUCUAGUUUUAGUAUAGAACAAAAAUCUGCGCUAGAGAAGCUCGAAAUCGGGGAAUUAGUUUCUGCUAAGGUCUUGGCAAAGUCUGAUCAAGAAAUUCAAGUAAUUAUUCAAGAGACUGGUUUACGAGCCCUUCUCCCAGUCAAUCAGCUUUCCGACGGACCUCAGUCGAGAAUUUCGUAUGUCCUCAAGAAGAUUCGGAUCGGAGCUACGCUAAAUGAUCUUGUUGUGCUCGAAAAGGAUAUGACAAAAUGCCUUGUAAUUGUGACAAUCAAGCCAAACAUUGUUAAAGAUGCUAAGAAUCACAAACUCAUUAGGAGCUUUAACGAUGUUAAACCUGAUAUCAUCUCUCACGGGUUUGUAAGGAACAUUACACCCAUUGGUAUAUAUGUUCAAUUCGGGGGACGGUUAACAGGUCUACUGCCGAAAGGUAAAAUACCCGAAAGCCUCACAGGCAUACCCGAUUUUGGAAUGAAAAAGUUCGAUACCAUUAAAGUAAAAGUAAUUAAUAUUGACCAAGUCAAACAACGAUUUAUACUUUCUAUGGUCGAUGCGGACUCUGAGACUUCAAGUCAGCAACCAGCUACAUCCGACCAAACCUUUGGAGUCGCUCUAAAUCCUGUUGAUACUAGUAUUACCUCCAUCAGUGAUAUCACUGUGGGUAAAUGCACCAAGGCAAAGAUAACAUCAGUAAAAGAAACUCAGAUUAAUGUUCAGCUUGCAGAUAACAUUCAGGGGCGCAUAGAUGUCUCGCAAAUAUUUGAUUCAUGGAAUUCAAUUAAGGAUCGUAAGCGACCCCUGAAAUCAUUUUCAGCCAAACAAAUACUAGAUGUGCGUGUGCUUGGAACACACGAUGCCCGGAAUCAUUGCUUCCUACCCAUAACACACCGAGGCGGAAAGACCUCAGUGUUCGAGCUCUCGGCCAAGCCUUCCGAUCAGGAAAGCACACCGUCAGAACCAAUAACGCUUGAGGAUAUAAAAGUUGGGUCCUUGUGGAUAGCUUACGUGAACAAUAUUAUCGAAAAUUGUCUAUGGGUAAACCUUACACCGAACAUCAGGGGCCGCGUUGCUGCGCUAGAGAUUUCUGAAGAUAUCUCUUUAUUGAAUGAUCUUCACUCUAACUUUCCUGUAGGAUCUGCUCUAAGGGUGCAUGUCACCAACCUGGAAAUUGCAACCGGUCGUCUUGAUCUAUCUGCUCGCUCUAAAGCUGGAUCUACCUUAACAUAUAAAGAUAUCAGUAAGGGUAUGAUUAUUCCGGGAAAAGUAACAAAAGUUGAGAAAUCACACAUAAUGGUACAGAUAAGCGAUGCAUUAGUAGGCCAAAUACAGUUAACAGAUCUCGCGGACAAUUUUUCUGAAACCGACCUGAAAAAAUAUAGCAAAAAUGACAUAACACGUGUUUGUAUUUGCGAUAUUGAUGAGCCCAAUAGAAGGAUUCGAUUAUCCGCACGACCUUCUCGUGUACUUAACUCGUCUCUAACCGUUCCAGAUCCAGAUAUCUCAUCUAUUGCCCAACUCAAAGUAGGUGAUGUAGUUCGUGGAUUUGUAAAAAAUAUUACAGAGAAAGGUAUAUUUGUUUCGAUCGGUUGGAAUAUCGUUGCUUAUGUGAGAGUAUCUGAUCUUUCAGACUCUUACUUCAAGGAUUGGAAAUGCCAAUUUGAGCUGAAUCAGCUUGUUAGAGGAAAGAUCUUAUCGACUAACUCUAGUCAAAACCAAGUUCAGAUCAGUCUUAAGUCAUCUGUAAUCGAUGAAGGACAUAUUCCCACAAACUCAAUCGAAAAUUUAAGGUCUGGACAGAUUGUAACUGGCAAGAUUAGGAAGGUAGAAGACUAUGGUGUUUUCAUUGUAGUCGAUGGGUCGAACAACGUCAGUGGCUUAUGUCACAAAAGUGAGCUGGCUGACAAGAGAGUUCACGACGUAAAAAAGCUAUACAGCGAGGGUGAUUCUGUGAAGGCAAUUAUCUUGAAGCUAGAUCUUGAGAAAAGAAGAGUAAACUUCGGCCUAAAAACAUCAUAUUUCGAACACGAUGACUCCGAUGUAGAGAGCGAAGACGACUCCGACCUAAAAGGUGGUCUUGUUACCCUCGAUAAUACAGUAUCUGAGGAAGGUAUAUUCAGCGACGAAAAAGCAGUUGCCAUGAAUACGAAUUUACAAGAUGAACCAGAUAUAGCUGAAACUCAAAUGAAUGACGGGACUGCAACUAUAAAGAAUAGAGAUAACGACACUGUUUUAAGUGCUGGUGGAUUCAACUGGUCAGGGAAUAUAUCUGAUCAGGAUGAUAAUACUUUUGAUGAUGUAGCAGAACUACCUGGUAACGCCAAAAAGUCAAAUAAGAAGCGCAAGAAAGCUCAAGUUAGCCUGGACAGAACUGGUGAUUUGGAUGCAAGUGAGCCUCAGUCUGUGAGUGAUUUCGAACGGCUGCUGCUUGGCCAACCUGAUUCUUCAUCUCUAUGGAUUCAAUACAUGGCAUUCCAAGUACAACUCGGCGAGCUAAAUAGAGCCAGAGAAGUCGCACAGAGAGCUAUUAAAUCUAUCAACGUAAGAGAGGAAACGGAAAGACUAAAUAUUUGGAUAGCCCUUUUAAAUUUGGAGAAUGUAUAUGGAUGCAAUGAGACUGUUGAAAAAGUUUUCAAAGAUGCAUGUCAAUAUAAUGAUGCACAAGCUGUUCAUGAGAGGCUUAUAAGUAUUUUCAUUCAAUCUGAAAAAAAUGACAAAGCCGAUGAUCUCUUCCAAUCGUUGGUCAAGAAAUUUUCUCAAAUGCCAAAUGUGUGGUAUAAUUAUGCGCAUUUCUUAUAUAAUAAAUUAUUGUCUCCUGAGCGUGCCCGUGCGGUUCUCCUGCGAGCAACUCAAUCUUUACCACCUCAUACGCAUCUCAAUCUUACAAUGAAGUUUGCCGCCUUAGAAUUUCACUCACCAUCUGGGUCGCCAGAGCGUGGAAGAACAAUAUUCGAAGGGCUCUUAUCGACCUUUCCUAAGAGGUUAGACAUAUGGAACCAGAUACUGGAUCUCGAAAUACAACAUGGGGACCCAGAAAUUAUACGUACUUUAUUUGAGCGUUAUAUAAAAUCUAAGUCGCUCAAACCCAAAGGCGCUAAAUCAUGGUUCAAGAAAUGGUCUGAAUGGGAAAUGGCUUGCGGAGAUAAGAAAAGCUAUGAAAAGGUUCAAGCUAAAGCAGAGGAGUGGGUUCGUUCCGCAAGCUUGAAGAAAACCAGUGACGAAGGAUAA
Molecule: messenger RNA, 5235 nt
Organism: Blumeria graminis f. sp. triticale
Lineage: Eukaryota; Fungi; Ascomycota; Leotiomycetes; Helotiales; Erysiphaceae
Source: the annotation of a GenBank genome assembly